Spodoptera exigua (beet armyworm) is the source of this 1686-nucleotide messenger RNA. NCBI's taxonomy places the organism in Eukaryota, Metazoa, Arthropoda, Insecta, Lepidoptera, Noctuidae. The record is from the annotation of a GenBank genome assembly.
CAAUAUGUAGGUAAUCAAAAAAUGAUUUGAUAGAAAAUUAAGUUGCGUUGUUUGGUUGAAAACGAUAGUUCCUUCUAAAGAUUUAAAUAUUAUUAGAGUUUAAAUUCAGAAAAACUUUUAUAUGCGUGCCUGUCAGUUUCUUAAAAUCUGUUUGACGUUGACGGCUCUUACUUGAAGAGAUUUUUGUUUAGAAAGGGAUAGCCAUAUACAUCAUAAAGAGUGUAAAAAUAUAUAAACAAAAGCAAUUUACAACCAACCGCAACCAAGAAAAUAUAAUGAGUAUAAGAGACAUAAACUGAAACAAUACAAAAAUGUUAAUAAGUUGUUAGGUUCGCGGUUUUAUAAAUAAAAGAACAAUGUCAUCUCUUUUAUUGCUCAAAUCAAUGUUGUAUGCAAAUGCACUCCAAAAGAACAAAAAGAAGAAGAGCAGGAUGAAGAAAACAUAUAAACCCCCUAAAAGAGAGAAAAUAAACUUAAUAAAUAUGUGCAGGAUAUGCAACAACGAAAAAGGAGAUAUACCAAUAUUUAACAAUUUCAAACAACCUAAUAUUCCUGAAGAAAUACAAAACUUUUCUGGUAUUGUUUUAAAUAAUGCUGAUAAUUUAUCAAAACAUAUGUGUCAAAGUUGUUUGGACCUUUUGAAUGGAUGUAUAAUGUUUCGAGAAAUGUGCCAGAGGAAUAAUAAACACUUGAUUGAAAUUACUAUAAAACAAGAAUACAAUCAAGACAGUGCAAAUUUGGAAGAGAAUAAUGAUCCAAAAGCUGAUAGCGAAGACUCUUACAAUGUUCCAUCACCAACAUUCUCCACGGAUAACUCAGAACUUCUCUCUCUUUGGGGUUGUAGCAAGUGUGGUGAAGAAUUUUAUGUUAUGUCUGACUACACCAAUCACAUAAACAAGUGCAAUGCGCAGCCAUCACAAGAACCGAAGCCACCUGAGGAAGUAACUAAGAAGAAAUUUCUAUGUGAUAUCUGUGGGAAGACUGCACUCUCUAAUGCGAGUCUACUAGUACAUAAGGCCACCCAUGAAAAUGUGUUUCCCUACAAAUGCGACGUUUGUCCGUAUCAAGGGCGGACAAUGGACUUACUGAAGGUGCACAAGAGAUCUCAUUUGGCUGAUAAACCAUUUAAAUGCACACAAUGCCCCAAAGCGACGACGACAUCCAGUAACUUGGCUAAACAUAUGCGACACGUACAUAGCACUACCAGACCAUUCAAGUGUUCAUACUGCGAAAAGGCCUUCUCCUACCAACACGAUAUGAAAAGACAUGUAAAAGACAUACAUUUAAGGCAAGGCACUGUUGAAUGCGAUAUCUGUUGUAAAAAGUUCAAUACGAAAAAAAUUUUACAAGGACACAGAUGGAAAAUCCACAAAAUUAAAGGCGAAAGGCAAGGUCGUCUUCCGUCGUACUUACAAUGUCAAAUGGGAAUAUUAAAUAAUGAAAAUGAGAUUAGUGACAAGGACAACUGUGAUCAAAAUUGUUAACGUUAUUAAGUUGUUGUAAAUUAAGUACAAUAAUUUAUUAUCUUCAGGAAUAUUACUUUGGGCUUUGGAACUCUACAGUCUAGAUAGACAGACGUUUCUUUAGCUACAGCUGCUUUGUUAGUCGAGUGGUCAUAAGUUCGAAUCCCGGGGCAAGCUAAAUACGUUGCAUAUCUGAGGUUUUAUAAAAAAGAAAAGUUCUCAA